AGCUCGCACACACUGUAUUGGCCAGUUGGAAAUUUGCUCAACAAGCAGGAUAUUUUACUACUGAGAAGAGGAACUGCCGGCGUUAAUGUUAACUUCUUUCUUGCUUUUUCUGAGGACUGGCUGCCUGCAAUGAAAGCGUAGAAGAUCUCAAGGGUGUGGAGGAACGGCGUCUACCCUGCAGUAUAUGGUGCUGACACCGUGUCACUUAUCAUUCAGAACCAGCCCAUUUCUUCCUCACUUCACAAGCAAGGAGGGUGGUUCGCUGUGAAGAUCAGCAGACAUCUUAGGUUGCUUUUCCCUCUGCAAUAAGCCGCUCCCACACACAGACACACACUGCCUGCCGAGAUGGUGGCGUUGUCGCUGAAGAUCUGCAUUCGCCAGUGCAAUGUGGUAAAGACAAUGCAGUUUGAGCCCUCUACGGCCGUCUAUGAUGCCUGCAGAAUCAUCAGAGAGAGGGUCCCUGAAGCCCAAACAGGACAAGCAUCAGAGUAUGGGCUGUUCCUGUCAGAUGAAGACCCCAGGAAAGGCAUUUGGUUGGAGUCUGGUAGGACGCUGGACUACUACAUGCUUCGCAAUGGGGAUGUCCUUGAAUACAAGAAGAAGCAGAGGCCCCAAAAGAUCAAAAUGCUGGAUGGGGCUGUGAAGACCAUCAUGGUGGACGACUCCAAAACAGUGGGAGAGCUGCUUGUGACUAUAUGCAGCAGAAUAGGAAUCACCAACUACGAGGAGUACUCUCUGAUCCAGGAGAUCGUGGAGGAGAAGAAGGAAGACGGGAUGGGCACAUUGAAGAAGGACAGGACAUUGCUACGUGACGAGAGGAAGAUGGAGAAGCUAAAGGCCAAGCUGCAUACAGAUGAUGACUUGAACUGGCUGGACCACAGCAGGACGUUUCGAGAGCAAGGGGUGGACGAGAGCGAGACGCUGCUUCUCAGGCGCAAGUUCUUCUACUCGGACCAGAAUGUUGAUUCCCGUGACCCAGUCCAACUCAACCUGCUCUACGUACAGGCUCGAGAUGACAUCCUGAACGGCUCUCACCCUGUCUCAUUUGACAAAGCCUGCGAGUUUGGAGGCAUUCAGGCCCAGAUUCAGUUUGGACCGUUCAUAGAACAUAAACACAAACCUGGAUUCCUAGACCUGAAGGAGUUUCUGCCUAAAGAGUACAUAAAGCAGAGAGGUGCAGAGAAGAAAAUAUUCCAGGAACACAAAAACUGCGGAGAGAUGACGGAGAUUGAAGGAAAAGUGAGAUAUGUUAAACUAGCAAGGUCUCUGCGGACCUAUGGAGUCUCCUUCUUCUUAGUCAAGGAGAAAAUGAAAAGUAAGAAUAAGCUGGUCCCAAGACUGCUGGGAAUAACCAAAGAGUCUGUUCUGAGAGUGGACGAGAAGACCAAAGACGUAGUGCAGGAAUGGCCUCUAACCACUGUGAAGAGGUGGGCAGCAUCACCCAAGAGCUUCACCUUGGACUUUGGGGAGUACCAAGAGAGCUACUACUCGGUACAGACAACUGAAGGGGAGCAGAUUUCUCAGCUCAUUGCUGGCUAUAUCGAUAUUAUCCUCAAGAAGAAGCAAAGUAAGGACCGUUUUGGACUCGAAGGUGAUGAGGAGUCUACUAUGCUGGAGGAAUCUGUGUCCCCCAAGAAGUCCACCAUCCUUCAGCAGCAAUUUAACCGGAUGGGCCGGGUGGAGCACGGCUCUGUGGCACUGCCAGGAGUGAUUCGCUCCAGCUCCGUCGGCAAUGAGUCGCUUAGCAUGGGCACCAUGCCUUCUGCCCAACAGCAGAUCACCACUGGACAAAUGCACCGUGGACACAUGCCACCACUAAGUUCAGCUCAGCAGGCCCUGAUGGGGACCAUCAACACCAGCAUGCAGGCUGUGCAGCAGGCCCAGCUUGACCUGGGGGAGGUGGACAACCUGCCACCACUGGGACAGGACAUGGCAUCCAAGAUGUGGAUCCAGAACAAGGUGGAUGAAUCAAAACACGAGAUCCACUCUCAGGUGGAUGCCAUCACUGCAGGAACAGCCUCUGUUGUCAACCUCACAGCCGGCGAUCCAACUGACACAGAUUAUACAGCUGUGGGCUGCGCUAUCACCACCAUCUCCUCCAACCUGACUGAGAUGUCAAAGGGCGUCAAGCUGUUGGCUGCGCUAAUGGAGGAUGACGUGGGUGGAGGAAACGACCUGAUGAGGGCUGCCAGGACACUAGCAGGGGCAGUGUCUGACCUGUUGAAGGCUGUAGAGCCUUCCUCUGGAGAGCCCAGACAGACGGUGCUGACAGCAGCAGGCAGCAUCGGCCAGGCCAGCGGGGACCUCCUGCGUCAGAUUGGAGAGAAUGAAACAGACGAGAGGUUCCAGGAUGUUCUUAUGAAUCUGGCCAAAGCAGUGGCCAACGCAGCAGCAAUGCUGGUGCUGAAGGCCAAGAAUGUGGCUCAGGUUGCAGAGGACACUGUUCUUCAGAACCGGGUCAUAGCUGCUGCAACCCAGUGUGCCCUGUCCACCUCCCAGCUGGUGGCAUGUGCCAAGGUGGUGAGUCCAACCAUCAGUUCCCCUGUUUGCCAGGAGCAGCUGAUUGAGGCUGGAAAGCUGGUGGACCGCUCAGUGGAGAGCUGUGUCCAGGCCUGCCUCUCUGCCACAGAAGAUGGAGAGCUCCUCAAACAGGUGAGUGCAGCAGCCAGUGUGGUGGGCCAGGCUCUCGGGGACCUUCUACAACAUGUCCGCCAAUAUGCCUCACGUGGAGAGCCCAUUGGGCGCUAUGACCAGGCAACAGACACCAUUAUGACUGUCACAGAAAGUAUCUUCAGCUCAAUGGGAGAUGCAGGAGAGAUGGUGCGUCAGGCACGGGUGCUAGCCCAGGCUACCUCAGACUUGGUUAAUGCCAUGAGGUCUGACGCAGAGGCAGAGGUGGAUGUCGACAACUCUAAGAAACUGCUAGCAGCUGCCAAGCUGCUGGCUGAUGCCACUGCCCGAAUGGUGGAGGCUGCAAAGGGAGCGGCUGCAUACCCAGAGAAUGAGGACCAGCAGCAGAAGCUGAGGGAGGCAGCAGAGGGGCUUCGCGUGGCCACCAAUGCGGCAGCUCAGAACGCCAUCAAAAAAAAACUCAUCAACCGACUGGAGAAUGCUGCCAAGCAAGCUGCAGCUGCAGCCACGCAGACCAUCGCUGCCUCUCAGAACGCCGCCGCCUCCAACAAGAACACCACUGCUCACCAGCAACUUGUGCAGAGCUGUAAGGCAGUGGCAGACCACAUCCCCCAACUGGUCCAGGGGGUCCGCGGAAGUCAAGCUCAACCUGAGGACCUCAGCGCUCAACUGGCCCUCAUCAUUGCCAGCCAGAACUUCCUCCAGCCGGGCAGUAAAAUGGUGACAUCAGCCAAGUCGUCUGUUCCUACAGUGACAGACCAGGCUGCAGCCAUGCAGCUGGGACAGUGUGCCAAGAACCUGGCCACCUGCCUAGCUGAGCUCAGGACCGCUGCACAGAAGGCUCAUGAUGCCUGUGGCCCCAUGGAGAUUGACUCUGCACUCACUGCCAUCAAGAACCUGAAAACCGAGCUACAAGAUGCCAAGAUGGCUGCUGUCAAUGGACAGUUAAAACCACUUCCUGGAGAAUCAUUGGAGAAGUGUGGUCAGGACCUGGGCAGCACCUCUAAGUCUGUGGGGUCUUCUAUGGCUCAGUUGCUUACGUGUGCUGCACAGGGCAAUGAGCACUACACUGGGGUAGCCGCCAGGGAGACAGCCCAGGCCCUGAAGGCAUUGGCCCAGGCUGCUCGGGGUGUCGCUGCUUCCACCACAGACCCCCAUGCGGCCACUGCCAUGCUGGACUCUGCCCGUGACGUCAUGGAAGGCUCGGCCCUUCUCAUCCACGAGGCCAAGCAGGCGCUGAUUUCACCAGGAGAUGCUGAGAGCCAACAGAAACUAGCACAGGUGGCCAAGUCUGUGUCCCAUUCCCUGAAUAACUGUGUCAACUGCCUGCCUGGCCAGAAGGAUGUGGACAUGGCUCUCAAGAGCAUUGGAGAAGCCAGCAAGAAGCUGCUUGUUGAAAAUAUUCCACCAGCUUCCAAGUCAUUCCAGGAAGCUCAGAAUGACCUUAACCAAACAGCAGCAGACCUGAACCAGUCAGCAGGGGAUGUGGUCCAAGCCUCCCGUGGCUCUAGCGGCCAGCUAGCUGUGGCCUCUGGAAAGUUCAGCAAAGACUUCGAUGAGUUCCUGGAUGCCGGCAUUGAAAUGGCUGGACACACUCCGAAAAAGGAUGACCAGAUUCAGGUGAUUGGCAACCUGAAGAAUAUCUCCAUGGCCUCCAGCAAACUGCUGCUAGCUGCAAAGUCCCUUUCUGUGGACCCCGGAGCAGCUAACGCCAAGAACCUGCUUGCUGCUGCUGCAAGGGCGGUGACGGACAGCAUUAACCAGCUGAUCACACUGUGUACCCAGCAGGCCCCUGGUCAAAAAGAGUGUGACAAUGCUCUGAGAGAACUAGAGGCUGUUAGAGGAAUGCUGGAUAACCCAAAUGAACCAGUCAAUGACCUCUCCUACUUUGACUGCAUCGAGAGCGUGAUGGAGAACUCUAAGGUCCUGGGUGAGUCCAUGGCAGGCAUUUCUCAGAACUGCAAGACAGGAGAUGUCCCAGCAUUUGGAGACUGUGUUGGAACAGCAUCCAAAGCCCUGUGUGGCCUCACUGAGGCUGCAGGACAGGCCUCCUACUUGGUGGGUGUGUCUGACCCCAAGAGCCAAGCCGGGCAUCAGGGUUUGGUGGACCCCAUCCAGUUUGCCAAAGCUAAUCAGGCAAUCCAGAUGGCCUGUCAGAACCUUGUAGACCCAGGCAGCAGCCCCUCCCAGGUGCUUUCAGCUGCCACCAUUGUUGCCAAGCACACCUCGGCACUUUGCAAUGCUUGCCGCCUAGCUUCAUCGAAGACAGCCAACCCAGUAGCCAAGAGGCACUUUGUCCAGUCUGCAAAGGAAGUGGCUAACAGCACCGCCAAUUUGGUCAAGACCAUUAAGGCUCUAGAUGGUGAUUUCUCAGAGGAGAACAGGAACAAGUGUCGAGUUGCUACAGCCCCCCUAAUCGAGGCUGUGGAGAAUCUGACAACAUUUGCCUCCAACCCAGAGUUUGCCAGCGUCCCUGCCUGCAUAAGCAGUGAGGGCACUGCAGCUCAGGAGCCCAUCCUCCACUCGGCACGCUCCAUGUUGGACAGUUCAACUGACCUGCUGAGAACUGCACGCUCAUUGGUGAUCAACCCUAAAGACCCACCUACUUGGUCUGUUCUUGCUGGCCACUCCCGCACCGUGUCAGACUCCAUUAAGAGUCUCAUCACAGCCAUCCGGGACAAGGCCCCAGGUCAGCGGGAGUGUGACUCAUCCAUUGAUAACAUCAACAGAUGUAUCCGGGACAUUGAGCAGGCCUCUCUGGCGGCAAUCAGCCAGAACCUACCCUGCAGAGACGACAUCUCACUGGAGGCUUUGCAAGAGCAGCUGACAUCCACCGUACAGGAAAUUGGACAUUUGAUUGACCCAGUUUCCACUGCUGCCCGGGGCGAAGCUGCCCAACUAGGACACAAGGUGAGCCAGCUGGCAGGCUAUUUUGAACCACUGAUUAUGGCAUCUGUGGGGGUCGCUUCCAAGCUGAAAGACCACCAACAACAAAUGACCUUCUUGGAUCAGACCAAGACCCUAGCUGAGUCUGCUCUGCAGAUGCUCUACGCUGCCAAGGAGGGUGGCGGAAACCCCAAGGCAUCCCAUACCCAUGAUGCCAUAGCAGAAGCUGCCCAGCUUAUGAAGGAGGCAGUUGAUGACAUCAUGGUUACUCUAAACGAGGCUGCCAGUGAAGUGGGAAUGGUUGGUGGCAUGGUGGACUCCAUUGCAGAGUCCAUGAGCAAGCUGGAUGAGGGUACACCUCCUGAACUUGAGGGCUCAUUUGUGGAUUACCAGACCAGCAUGGUGAAAUUCUCCAAGGCGAUCGCUGUUACUACUCAGGAAAUGAUGACCAAGUCGGUGACAAGUCCGGAAGAGCUUGGAGGCCUGGCCUCGCAGGUGACUGCGGAUUACAGUCAACUUGCCCUUCAGGGACGACUGGCUGCUCACACUGCCGAGCCGGAAGAGAUUGGUUUCCAGAUUAAGACACGUGUCCAGGAGCUGGGACACGGCUGUAUCUUCUUAGUCCAGAAGGCCGGAGCGCUGCAGAUUACCCCAUCAGACAGCUUCACCAAGCGGGAACUCAUUGACUGUGCCCGCUCCGUCACAGAGAAAGUAUCUAUGGUGCUGUCAGCCCUCCAGGCAGGCAACAAGGGCACCCAGGCAUGCAUUACAGCGGCUAGUGCUGUCUCAGGUAUCAUUGCUGAUUUGGACACCACCAUUAUGUUUGCCUCUGCCGGCACGCUCAAUGCGGAGGAUAACGAGUCCUUUGCAGAUCACAGGGAGAACAUUUUGAAGACGGCUAAAGCUCUGGUUGAGGACACUAAGAUGCUAGUGUCUGGUGCGGCCUCUGGUCAGGAGAAGUUGGCUCAGGCUGCCCGGUCGUCUACCAAAACCAUCACCCAGCUGACAGACGUGGUGAAACUGGGUGCUGCCAGCAUUGGCUCUGACGACCCUGAGACACAGGUGGUUUUGAUAAAUGCAGUGAAAGACGUGGCCAAGGCCCUAGCUGAGCUCAUUGGUGCCACCAAGUGUGCUGCAGGCAAGGCAGCAGAUGAUCCAUCUAUGUACCAGCUAAAGGGCGCUGCCAAGGUGAUGGUGACCAAUGUGACGUCCCUGCUGAAGACUGUCAAGGCUGUGGAGGAUGAAGCCACUCGGGGCACCAGGGCACUGGAGGCCACCAUUGAGUGCAUCAAACAGGAACUGACGCUGUUCCAAUCCAAGGACUUCCCUGAGAAGACCACCACACCCGAAGAGUUUAUCCGCAUGAUUAAGGGAAUCACCACAGCCACGGCUAAGGCUGUGGCUGCAGGAAACUCUGCUCGGCAAGAAGAUGUUAUCCAUACAGCCAACCUCAGUCGCAAGGCCAUCACCGACAUGCUCACCACCUGCAAGCAAGCAGCGUACCAUCAAGAGGUCACUGAGGAGGUGAGGGAAAAAGCAUUGAUGUUCGGGACAGAGUGUACAACAGGCUACAUUGACCUUCUGGAGCAUGUGCUACUGGUCCUGCAGAAGCCCACCACAGAGCAGAAACAGCAGCUGGCAGUCUGCUCUAAACGGGUGGCAGGAGCUGUCACUGAGCUCAUCCAAAGCGCUGAGGCCAUGAAAGGUUCGGAGUGGGUGGACCCUGAAGACCCGACUGUAAUUGCCGAGACCGAGUUGCUUGGGGCAGCAGCAUCUAUUGAAGCGGCGGCUAAGAAGUUGGAGCAGCUGAAACCACGUGCCAAGCCCAAGCAAGCAGAUGAAACGCUGGACUUUGAAGAACAGAUCCUGGAGGCUGCCAAGUCCAUCGCUGCUGCCACCAGUGCCCUGGUCAAAUCAGCCUCGGCUGCCCAGAGGGAGCUGGUAGCCCAAGGCAAAGUGGGCUCUAUCCCUGCCAACGCAGUGGAUGAUGGACAAUGGUCUCAAGGGCUUAUCUCGGCGGCACGUAUGGUUGCAGCAGCCACCAGCAACCUGUGUGAGGCAGCCAACGCCUCUGUGCAGGGCCACGCCAGCGAGGAGAAGCUCAUCUCUUCAGCCAAACAGGUUGCAGCCUCCACAGCUCAGCUGUUGGUGGCUUGCAAGGUCAAGGCUGACCAGGACUCUGAGGCCAUGAGGAGACUACAGGCUGCUGGGAAUGCAGUGAAGAGGGCAUCAGACAACUUGGUGCGUGCAGCGCAAAAGGCGGCAUUCGACAAAGCAGAUGAUGACAACGUGGUGGUCAAGACCAAGUUCGUGGGUGGAAUUGCACAGAUUAUUGCAGCCCAGGAGGAAAUGCUGAGGAAGGAACGGGAGCUGGAGGAGGCCAGGAAGAAACUGGCCCAGAUCAGACAACAGCAAUACAAGUUCCUGCCCAGUGAGCUGCGAGAGGACAACUAAACCAUCACCUCUUCAUUGCUGCCACAGUUGUCUACUAUUGUGUGUAUGUGAGUGUGUGUGUGUGUGUGUGUGUGUGUGUGUGUGUGUGUGUGCAUGCGAAUGAGAAAGAGAGUUGCACAUGUCCAAGUGUGCCUCUUGAGUUUGUCUCCUUCUAUGGCACACACAGAAAGUAGUAGCCUUAUGUGACUUUUGUUAUUGUGUUGCGAAUGACUUAAAUGACCAGUAAUGUGGUCCAGAUUGGAAAGUCAACACCCGCCACCCUUGGAAAAGUCUUGUUCAACUUCCAACAAGUGAACAACAGGCUGCCCUCCUGACUUUAAUAUUACAAACCAAACAAAAUCUCAGUUUAGGGAUUGUAUUGAAAUAACUGAAGACCUGCUUUAUGUCCAAAUGUGCCGCAAAACUACCAUGUAUUAAGUAAUCUGAAACAAAAUGCGACUAUGCCGGGGGCAAACAGAAGAACUGUUAUGCUGUCAUAUUCACCCCAAAACUUCUUGUGUUCUUUAUUUUGUUCAACGAACCAGUCACUAAACAUAAAGUAUCCAAGGAUGAGAACUAAUUUUAAUAUUAUAUUGAUUGUGCUAUGGUUGUGUAAACUCCAGUAUGGUUAUAAGUACAAACUAGUUUCAGAUCAUGACUCUCCUUUCUGAGAUAUUUUAUUAAUGAGUUUUCUAGCUGUUUCAAUGUGUACUGGCAUCAAACUGACACCUUAAUAUCUGUUCAGUCAUGUGGAUCAUGUUCGUUGCUCAGCGUCUUGCAAACAGUCAUUCAGUGGUCAGUAAUCUUACCAUGAGGACAGGAAACACCUGGAAUGUCGGUGGUUUUUGGACCCGAACUGCAGAUUUCAAUAAUGGAUGGUAGUUUUGUGGAGAUAUCAUUCUGUCCGAGAUGGUUGUGAAAGCAUCAUUUCUUGCGUUUCUUUCUUUUUUCAACACUUUUUAACCGGAUAUAGAUGGGCAGUAAAUGCUAUGUAAUCGUGUUUGUAGGCUAAACUAAAAUGUCUGUGUUUGUCUGAGGCCUUGAGUAUAGGUGUCAUUGUGCGCAGCCUCCAAGACGCAAAAAGAAUGUGUUAACUUUGUGAUAUUCCUGCAAAUGCUUUUUUUUUAUGCACAUAGCAAGACAUAUUGCUUUCAAAUGAAUAUUUGUUACUCCAGAGCAUUUUUAGCAGAAAGUGUAUUUAUCGACCAUAAAUGAUAUCACCCAUUCACAACUGCUAGCAGUGCCAUCUAGUGCCAUGGAUGAGUUCCCAGACAAUGCAAAAUAAGUGGUGUGACUUGUUCUUUCCAAUUCAGAUUUUUUUUUCCUUUAUUGUGCUUCUGUUGUUUUGAGCCAUAUACACAGCAAACUAUGUUUAGUUUUUGGGUGUGUUUUUGUCGUUGUGUUGUGCUGCUGUGGGCUGGGGGAAACGGCAUUUCGUUUCAUCUGACGUACGCAAAUGCAUGAAAUGAAAUGACAACGUGUUCCCGAUUCCUGGCACUCACCGUGCAAUAACACAGAUGAGACACCAGGGGGCAGUAUUAGUUCCGAGGUUAAAACAAUCAUUUCCCAGCUCUUUUGAAACGUGUAUAGAUGAUAGUUGACUGAUAUAAGAAUUACAAAGUAAUUAUCUGGGGGUAGGAGGGGGUGUGAUUAAGAUUUUUUUGUCUUUUCCAUCAAAUAGGAAAACAUUGAUUUAUCUAUCUUAUCUAUCUAUCUAUCUGGGCAACCUGCAUUGAGUUUUUAUUGUGUGGUGGUCUACCAUUCAAAUCAGAGUGCCCUUGGAACACCUUAGACCUCUUGAAUUAACUGAAUGCAGCGUUAAGUAUUUCUUCAUUGAGUAUCCAGUUUGUGCCUCCUCUGAUAGUUUUCCAUCCCAACAGUUUUACUUCAGCCCGGCUCUCCCAGUUAGGUCCCCCAUCCAUAGAGAGAUGGUGAAACAGUUCGUCACGGUCCAACUAAUAUCUGGUUACUGGCAAGGACCGAUCUGAGUCAGUCCACAUCCAGUAUAGUAAAUUCAGGGAGCAGAUUCAAACUCUACAAUGAUCACACCACGAACAGGAAUCUUAAUCUAUAAGGAAGUUAUGAUUGAGGUGUCUAUCGUUAUUAAGUGGAUUACUGUUUGAAAGGGAACAUGUUGAAUUGAUUGAAUUGAAAGUGAACUGAGCUCAACGCAAAUCACGCAGUUCAGUUUCCUCCACCUGUCUCGGUGUCUCGUGAUCGAACGGCACCCCGCAAACCUUUGUGGAGAUGCUGCGAUAGAUUACUUGUUUGUUUAUCGAGUGUGAUUGAUAAUAAUGAGUUUCAUCCUCGCCUUACAAUACAGGCAGUGUUCCCAUAUUAAUAUAUAAGGUAUGUUAUAAGGUCCUGCUCUGGAAAGUGUCAUAAUGCAUGAUUUUGUGUUACUAUUUCUCAGUAACAAUAAUCAAGACGCAUCAAGUAUUCUGUAUCUCCAAAUAAGGACGGUAACCCAUACCAACAAAUGGUUAUUAGACCACCGUUGUUGUUGUUGUUGUUGUUUAUUCUUUAAGAGUCUGAGAGCACUAGGUCUGAAAUUCAGAGGUGUUUUGUAUCUUUUUUUUUGUAUUGGAGGGUCACUGCUUGUCAGAAAAGUCUGUAGUGUUAUUAUUAUGAUUAUUAUUAGUGCCUUAGUCUGUAGUUCGUACAGCAUCUGCUCUGCUUGAGUGACAUCUUCGCCUCAUUGAUUGAUAAAGGGCGGGGAAUAUGAAUGACUCCCUGUCCAUCUGUCCUCUACUAGUGUUGUCGCAUUUGUAAACGUCCAGUUCCUCUUAAUUCCAUACAUCCUCUAUCCCCGAUAUCUUUUCCUAUCUAUCUCUCCUUCCCUUUUAUUUUUUUUUUUUUUUGGCCCCGAGGCCUUUGCCGGACAACAGAGGAACGCCAGCUGAGGGUGUGUAAUUUGUUGCUGUUUGAAAAGUACCACAGCAUAUAUAUGUAUAUAUACAUAUAUAUGUGUAUAUUUACAGCUAACACAAUUUUAUACAGCAUUCCAUGUACCACAAUGCUUUUGAACUAGAACGUAACUCGAGUUCUGGGUCGGUCAACUGCUUUAUAUAUUAUAUAUGUUACAAGUAAAAUUCACUCAAGUUUUAUGGAUUGACCUAUUCUUUUAUUUCAGUGUCCUUCCUAUAAGCCACUCUGAAUAAUAAAUGUGAUGAGAAUGUUAAGAUAUAUAGCUGUCACCAUUAAGGUGUUGUAUGACUCAUUUCAGUGGCGUCGACAUGUUUUGUUCUUCCCGCAAAAGAAUUAAGAUGAUGAAAUUAUCAGUUAAGAUUAAAAGGGGAUGACGUAUAAUGAGAAAAUUAUUUAUCUGGCCUCAAGAAACUUAUUUUUUUGUAUUCACUCAAAAUAAAGGAUUUCAAAGUA
This is a messenger RNA of Lampris incognitus (smalleye Pacific opah), 11331 nucleotides long. RefSeq names its product talin 2a (gene tln2a). Gene Ontology annotation, molecular function: integrin binding; actin filament binding; structural constituent of cytoskeleton. The record is from RefSeq and is a predicted model, not a curated record. The coding region runs from base 346 to 7971 and encodes 2541 amino acids. Lineage: Eukaryota; Metazoa; Chordata; Actinopteri; Lampriformes; Lampridae. Gene Ontology annotation, cellular component: plasma membrane; focal adhesion; ruffle. The transcript is spliced from 59 exons. Gene Ontology annotation, biological process: cell-cell adhesion.